This is a messenger RNA of Triticum turgidum subsp. durum (durum wheat), 693 nucleotides long. The record is from the annotation of a GenBank genome assembly. Lineage: Eukaryota; Viridiplantae; Streptophyta; Magnoliopsida; Poales; Poaceae.
AUGGCAGUCGUAUUAACUCCUCUCGUUGGAUCAUGUGUCAAUAGGUUGCUAGAUAUCAUAGCAGAUGAGACAAUUAUGAUCCUAGGGGCGAAAGACGAUCUUGAUAUUCUACACCAAACAAUACAUCAUAUACAAUACUAUCUUCAGGAUGCCGAGCAAAGGAGAAUGGAAGAUUUAGCAGUUAACAACUGGCAUGGUGAGCUACGGGAUGCAAUCGAUGAGGCUGAUGAUAUUUUCGACCUAAUUGAAGGAAGGAAGCUACUUAAAGAUAUUCCUUCAUCAUCAAGAAACACACCUGCAUGUAGUGGCAUUUCAUUCUUAUCUUGCUUUACUGAUAUUCUGAAGCGUCAUAACAUUUCUGUUAAAAUCAGAAAGGUCAACACCAGAAUAGAGAAUAUCUCGAAGCUGGGUCAAAGUUUUCUAACACGUUCUGAUGUGGCACCUGUUGGUCAAAGAGCAAUAUCUAGAUCAAGAAAGAGUUCCAACCUUGUUGAACCUAACCUUGUCGGGGAGGAGAUCAAUCAUUCUAGUAGGAAGUUGGUGGAGUUGGUGCUUGCAAACAAGGAAAAUAAGUUUUACAAACUUGCAAUUGUUGGAACUGGAGGAGUUGGCAAGACAACACUAGCUCAGAAAAUAUUCAAUGAUGAAAGAAUAAAGGGGAACUUCAAGAAACACUUGUGGAUUUGUGUUUGA